UGGGAAGCAUGCGGAUGCUGACUUUCUGGAAAGUCACUUGACAUAAACUCUAGCCAAGUGAGCUCACUUCGCAAUUGUCUCCUCAGCACACACACACACCGCCACUCCAAUCACUAGUUUACAAAGCGUCAUACCAACUACCAACUACCAGCUUUGUAACUCAGCAAAUAGGCAACAUGAAACGCUUCUUCAUGUUCGUGGUACUUGUAGCUGCCAUUAUCGCAAAAACCGGAGUGGCAAUGGGGACGCAUGAAUACAAAGACAACAAGCUUGCCGACAAUUCACAGCAGAGGCUUUUGAGAACCACGGGGACGACAGGUGACGACACUUCCGCUGAAGAGAGAGGGGUCCAGACGAGUUUGUUCAACUUUCUGGGUAAGACGACAGGGAAUCUGCCCAUUCCCAAGAAAAUGAAGUUUUAUUUCUGGAAGAAGGGGAAAUGGGACUACAAACGUCUCCAAGAGUAUUUGUUCAAGGGAGUGCCGAAGGAAGUGUACGAGCAGGACCCCAAGUUCGCAAAAGUCUUGCUCGAGUACGGCAAGUACUGGCGUCGAAACGCGAUUAAUGGUAUCCAGAUUCGAAGAUAAUUGAAUUGCGCGUUCGCAUUUUGCGUAUCAGUGCAAUGUUUAGGGUUUUCACUUGAGUUCGGCUAAAAGCAAGUGCAUACCUUGCUUUCUGUUAUGCGUCGAUGUUCGUCAUGGGGACAAAAUACUUGCGGAAUAGUCCAGCCGCAGGCACAAACCACAGCUUAUUGCAUGAACACCGCCACUACGAAGCCAUCUUUUCAAGCUCACUAUGUCGGAGGUACUAUGUUGUGGCGAGGUCUCUCCUUUUUGGGUUGUGCUCUCCAUGUGCUCGCUGAAUGAAUGCACGAUCGUUGUGUAAACGGGUUGAGUCCGCAUGACAGUAGACAUGUUGUUGGCGGUGUUGCUAGCCUUAUUUGUGAUGGAGAUGCAGUAAAAGUUCGUUGUGGGAAGCGGACGAUACAUUAUUGCAAUAAGGGCGUGCAAUUACAGAACUUAGAUCGGCUCUGCAUUGGUUGUGUUGGCUAUGAGUUCCAAGGAGAAUUAACGAUCAGUGUUUUAAGUCCGGUGCGACAAAGACUCGUCAGUGGAUAUAGUAUAUCAUGGCUGUGGAGUCACAGACGUAUCUUUAAAUCGCAUAGACUUUUGACGAUCACCUACGUUUGUGCUCGGAAUACUGGCACCAUCUAAGUCAAUUAUCUGCAACAACAUUUGAUUCCUUAAGAAGCACCAUAUAGCACUAGAAUAUGGCAGCGAUGCGCGUUACCGAUGUAUGAAGGCUGAUGCCUACACCACUCGAUAGUGCAAUGGUGCCAUCAAUGUUUGCACUGUUCCAUACCGCGUUCGACGUACUGAACAACUCAGUUGUGUUUGAUUCUGGUGCUGACGCGUUCGCUGGUGCUGCUCGGUUAUGGAGAUUUGAUUCUGAGAACUACCUGCAUCAAACGCGCUCCUCGAAGGAGCCGUUCAGAUCCGUGACGUAUUAUAAAACACUUUACACAUCCAUGAAUAGCCAAC
This is a messenger RNA of Phytophthora nicotianae INRA-310, 1541 nucleotides long. RefSeq lists its product as hypothetical. Bases 177 to 587 code for a protein of 136 amino acids. Lineage: Eukaryota; Oomycota; Peronosporomycetes; Peronosporales; Peronosporaceae. The transcript has a single exon. The record is from RefSeq and is a predicted model, not a curated record.